This is a messenger RNA of Hemisphaericaspora subhashii, 1821 nucleotides long. RefSeq lists its product as uncharacterized. Gene Ontology annotation, cellular component: cytosol. Gene Ontology annotation, biological process: nucleotide catabolic process. The coding region runs from base 1 to 1821 and encodes 606 amino acids. Lineage: Eukaryota; Fungi; Ascomycota; Pichiomycetes; Serinales; Debaryomycetaceae. The transcript has a single exon. The record is from RefSeq and is a predicted model, not a curated record. Gene Ontology annotation, molecular function: hydrolase activity.
AUGCUAUCGAUCAAGUUAUUAUUACCUGUCUUCAUCAUUGUUGGAUUUAUCCAUCUUAUACGUCUCCAUAAUAAUGUCAUCUCUUCUUUGAAACCAUCAAAAUUUGAUCUGUCCCAGAUCCGCAAUCUUACAUGGAAUGACAUCAACUUUCUCCACACUACCGAUACCCACGGGUGGUACUCGGGUCAUUUAAAUCAAAAACAAUAUAAUGGGGAUUGGGGUAAUUUUAUAUCAUUUGUAACUCAUAUGAGACGCAAGGCACACCAACAGGGUCAAGACUUUUUAUUAGUUGAUAGUGGCGAUCGUCAUGAUGGCAAUGGACUUUCUGAUAUUACUAAACCAAAUGGAAUAAUCUCGACUCCAAUUUUUAUUAAACAAGAUUAUGAUAUUGUUACUAUUGGAAAUCAUGAAUUAUAUGUUUGGGAGAAUUCAAAACAAGAAUUUGAACUUGUAGCUGGACAUUUUCCUGAUAAUUAUAUAAGUUCAAAUGUUGAAUUUGGAUUGGAGAAUGGAACGUUUGUUCCAUUUGGAAAGAAGUAUAGAUAUUUUAGAACUCCAAUUCAAGGUAUUAGGACUUUAGCAUUUGGAUUUUUGUUUAAUUUUGAUAGAUUUAAUAAUGGGACUAGAGUUACACCUAUUGCUAGGGCAAUAAAGCAAGCAUGGUUCAAAGAGGUUUUGGAAACAUACAAGGAUAAAGUUGAUUUGAUUGUUAUUGCUGGUCAUACUCCAAUAACUCGUGAAUGGCCCGAGUUUCAUAUUUUACAUUCAGCCUUAAGGGAAUACUAUCCAAAUACGGUCAUUCAAUAUUUUGGAGGACAUAGUCACAUUAGAGAUUUUGUUGUAAUUGAUAAGUUAUCUACUGGAUUACAAAGUGGUAGAUAUUGUGAAACCGUUGGAUGGACAAGUAUUAAUAUACAAGAUAAACAAGGCUUAGAAGUUAGAGAUAGAUUUUCUAGAUCAUAUAUCGAUUUCAAUUUGCAUUCAUUUUUACAUCAUACUGACAAGACAGAAGAUGAAUUUCAUACAAAGAAUGGUGUUUCAUUAUCCCAAUAUAUCGUCGAUACUAGAGACGAAUUACAAUUGAAUAGCGCUAUUGGGCAUGUCAGACAUAGCAACUAUUACGUUGAUUAUGUCCCACUCGAUCACCCAAGCAAUAUCUUUAACCUUUUGACAAGCAAGAUACUUCACACUUUAGAACCAGAUAAGGAUGUUCAACUGGAAGAGGAGCGUAUAGUUAUUAUCAAUACUGGAUCAAUCAGAUACGAUUUAUACAAGGGGCCGUAUACCAUUGAUUCACAAUAUAUUGUAUCUCCUUUUGAAAAUUUAUGGGUUAAACUUACAGUUCCAAAAUCUAUUGGAUCAAGAGUAGCUAAGAUUCUUAAUGAUGAUGGAUAUAUCGUCCAAGGUGAAGGACCAGAGAAGCCGCUGCAAAUCGACAAUAGGAGAUUACUCCCACCUCAUCAUUACUUUAAUUCUAUGAAAUUACAACAGAAACGAGAUCAGAUUCCAUUUGAUAUGGAAGUAGACGAGCGAUUAUCGAAGGGUUACGUAACUCAUGAUGAUUUUGGACAGGAUGGAGAUGAUACAGUUCAUAGAGCGGUUGUAAACUAUCCAAUACCGAAUGUGGUUGAAAGUGUUCAAGUACUUAAGACUGAAGAGGAUACUGAUAUCGAUUUGGUUUUUUACAAUUUUAUUACACCAAAUAUAUUAUGGGCAUUGAAUGAAUUAAAAUAUACAACUAAUGUUACAGUACCAGUAACAUAUUCCCUGAAAUACUUGGGAAUAAUUUUAAAUGAAUAUAUCCAGAAUUUUGAAAUUUAG